UGCGAACGAGGCGAAACGGUUUGAACUUUGCUAUUUUGGAGUUAAGUUUUAUAGAAUGCGACGUCUGGAAAUAUUUGUAUCCUUGAUAUUCUGGAAUAUUGCUAGCGCUGAUGAACAUCAAUUGCCACUGACUUCAACCCAAAUCAGCCCGAAUACAGAAUUUGUGAUCUUUGGGACACGACAUGGAAACCGUAACCCAGACGAGUAUUUGAACGGAAUUGAUCGAUCAUGGGGACAGGAAGGAUCUUUAGAGUUGACUUCGAUCGGAAAGCGACAAGGGUACGGAUUGGGCGUCGAACUACGGAAAUUUAUAGGGAAUCUGACAACAACAAACUUCAAUGCUUCAGAAGUGAAAUAUUACUCAAGUUCUGCAAAUAGGUGUCAAAUGACAUUACAGGUUGCCAUUGCUGGUUUGCAUCCCCCACAAACCUACAAUGACUGGAAUACUCAACGAUUUGAUGACUGGUCACCUAUUCCGUACACCAUCUCAGAUCCGAUUCUUCGAAUGUAUUCCGUCAAGUCCUGUAAGAAAUCUGAUGAAGUUUGGAAGCCAGUUGAUAAUGAUGAUCUGCCGGAACUCGAGAAUUUAAAGAAUGACAAUGCUCAAGUUUUGACCUAUUUGAGUGCAGAGACCGGAUGGAAUAUGACUGAAAAUUUGGGAAAAGCCGCGGAUUUGGCAGAUAAUUUGAUUCAAAUGGAUUUUUACAACACGACUUAUCCAUCAUGGCUGACUAAUCCAAAAAUUAAUGAAUACAAUGGCAACGAGUUAAAGAAAACAAUAAUGAAAUUUGCUGAAAUCCAUCCCCGCUCCUGUGCCUACUACUAUCCAUGUCGUUAUCUUAUGGGUGGUUACUGGUUGGAUGAUAUUCUCAGCAAGCUCAGUGACGCUAACUCUACAAAGAAUGCUCUUAAGGUUGUUGGAUACGCAUCGCACACCGAAGUCACGCUUUCAGUGAUGAACCUAAUGGGAAUUGAAAAAGAAGAAGUAACCACCUCGGCAGGAUUUGUAAUUGAAUUCCGAAGACAACCGAAUGUAGCUGUUAGAAUCCUUAAUCAUGAUCCAAAUCCAAUUGAUGCUCAUGUCAUUUAUCCAGCAAAUUUGACGAAAGAGCUCUCAGAUGUUCAGGAAUCAGAUGGAUUUAUUAGAUUAUCUGACUUCAUUCGUAUUGUUAGACCAGAGAGCUAUUCGGAUUGGCCAAAACAAUGUGAUGCUCCAUCAUGUGCUAUCGACAAUCCAAAUGGAAACUUCUCGUCUUCAUCGUCCACCCUGACUUUUGUAUCAGUUCUUAUUUCUACCGUUUUGGCUGCUCUGCUGAACCAAUAAGCUCAUCCAACGAGAAGUCUGCUGCAUUUCUCCAAGAUUGCUGGUUUUUACAAUAAUCUCAUUUGGUCACUCGCAUAUUAAUUCCGCUAGCUUGAUCUAUUUUUGUAGAUAAAGAUUUUUAAAUUU
Molecule: messenger RNA, 1450 nt
Organism: Caenorhabditis elegans
Lineage: Eukaryota; Metazoa; Nematoda; Chromadorea; Rhabditida; Rhabditidae
Gene: acp-7
Product: ACid Phosphatase family
Exons: 7
Coding region: 56-1324 (422 amino acids)
Source: RefSeq, marked reviewed